Messenger RNA from Macrobrachium nipponense, 5039 nucleotides. Its product is annotated as mucin-2-like. The record is from RefSeq and is a predicted model, not a curated record. Gene Ontology annotation, biological process: peptidyl-threonine dephosphorylation. Gene Ontology annotation, molecular function: protein serine/threonine phosphatase activity. NCBI's taxonomy places the organism in Eukaryota, Metazoa, Arthropoda, Malacostraca, Decapoda, Palaemonidae.
CCACUCCAACCGUUACCACCACCACCACCAAUACUACUUCGUCUUCGCGCCCACUCUUCCGGCGGGGUCGCCGUUAAACUCGAGCAACCAUGUUCAUCAAGAGCGACAUGUUCGAGAAGCUCCUGUGCUGUCGGAGGAAAGUCAUCGAGGACGACAAUGACGACCGAGUGGUGGAGGAGGUCGUUCUCCAACACACCAACAACAACAAGACUGAAUAUAUCUCGUCUGCCCAGUUGGUUGAGAGAUUGAAAGGUGGCACCACAGCAGUUGUGGCACUCGUCCGUGAGAAGCGCCUUGUGGUGGCAUGGCUGGGGGACUCCCAGGCUCUCCUGGUCCGUCGAAGGAACCCCGUCAGGAUGGUCGAGCCCCACAAACCCGAACUGCCGGUCGAACGCGAACGAGUGGAGGAGAUGGGCGGAUGUGUCAUCAAUAUCCAAGGUACCUGGAGAGUUCUUGGCCAGCUAGCAGUCUCCAGGGCAAUAGGCGAUGCGGACUACAAGCCUUACGUGUCAUCGGAGUGCGACAUCAAGUCCUUGGAGAUCGAGGGCGACGAGGACUUCCUCAUCCUGGCCUGCGACGGCCUCUGGGACACGCUGUCUGCCGAGGAUGCCGUGAACGUCGUGUACGCCUAUCUCACCCACAAUAACGGAGACACUGAUGGUGUUGGUCGCUGCCUGGUAGAAGCAGCGAGGUCGACUGGCUCAGAGGACAACAUCACCGCCGUAGUAGUAUUCUUGCGCCCAGUCUCUACCCUCAUGGAGGAGGAAGCCCAACGCAUCGCCCAGGGACAGGUCCCUGACGACGUCCCCGCCGUCUUGAUGGAGAAGGACUCGACUCCAUCUUCCAUCAACGCCAUCUUCUCCCCCCCCAUCUUCACGUCUCCCUUCAACAACCAGUUCGACCAGAACGAAAUCUCCAAACACAUGAACCUGGACGAAGAGUUCGCCAACAGCGAGAAAAUCCGGCAGGAGAUUCAGAAUGAUUCGUCUGGGCUUCUGGAUGGGUCCUUCAAGGACCAGGACGAGUCGCUGCUGGACUCCACGAAGUCCCCCGUCAUCCCGCCCCACGACUCGGAUUCGGACGAGGGCAUCGCUGUGGGCAACGACGGUACCCCUUCAGCUCAACCCACCCACAACGUGCAUGAUGCCCCCACACCCACGGCUGAAGAGGUUGAUGCAGCAUUGGCAGAACUAGACAGCAUCCCUGACGGUGUUUGUGAAUCUGGUGAAGUUGAAGAAGAGGAAGAGGACGAAGAGGAGUGGUCUUACUAUCGUAUGGAACCACAGACACAUCCACAGGGUGAAGACGUAAUAACUAGUGGAGUUGCCCCUGCUGCUGUGUGUUCAAAACCAGCUGAAGACAUUGAAAUCAUAACCGAAGCUACUAAUAUAGCCCAUGACCAAGACAUCAUCCCAGCAGAAGAACCUAAGGCUAAAACUGAAGACUUAGUAGCUGAUCUGAUUGAAGAAAGCACUGAUUUGAUUGAGCAACCAGAAAAGAAUGAGCUUGUAGAAAACAUUGAAACACCAGUCACUGUAGGAAAGACUCCUGAUAAUCUUGAAAGCAAGAUGGAUAUGGAUUUGAUUCCUAGCUUGGAUGAUCACCCAGAGAGGUUGAUUAACUUCUCAGGGCCUGGUCUCGAGAAAACUGAUUUGAUAGAUACAGGUUUAGAGCAGAAUAGCCCUCAUGGUUCUGGUAGCCCAAGGGCUCCAGGAAGCCCAAGGUCAGUUGAAGGCUUUGUUACUUCUGUUGAGCUGAAUACAGCAGACGAAGCCUUUGCUACCAAUUUUGCUGUGAACCAACCUCAGGAUGGCUUUGCUGGCUCAGUGAUGGACCAGUCAUCUGGACCUUUCAGUGUUUAUGUUAGUUCAUCUCCAGAACCAGUCAGUUUGGACCCACCUACACAGUCUGUUGAUUUGCUCAACAUGACCUCUGGUUUGACUAAUGGACAAGUGGAUGAUGAGCAUCCCAUGAAUCGAGGAGAGGUUCGGGAUGAGUCUCCCGUAGAGAUUGUUCAUGCUCAGUCAACUGUGGAAGUAGUUGCACCCCCAUCUCCUGUGGAUGUAAGUGGACCUGAGACAAUGUUUACUAUGCCUGAUCAGCAAAUCCCAGAUUCUCCUGUCUCAGCUCACAUGCCACCAACAGAUAUCUCUUUUGUUCCCCAACCAAUUAUAGAACCUUCUGCAGAAGUUCCAGUUCCUGUUUAUGUAGAUGAUACACCAGUAUCAGAGCCUGAGAUCAUUCCUGAUGUAACCCAGGCUAUAAAUGCUACAGAAGACUUGGUUACGGUAUCGGCUACUGAAGACUUGGUUACAUUAUCUAAAACUGAAAUGGAAGUGAAAGCUGAAAAUAUAACCGAAACACUUGUUUCAAAUGUUGAAUCAUUUGUUGAGACUACUCGAACUGAAGUUUCUGAGGCUAAUUAUAAUAUGGAAACUGAAAUUUCAAACCAUAUGGUGACAGAUUUUGAAGCUAAAGAAGAAUUGUUGCAGUUGUCGUCACCUGCACCUACCAAUAUCGAACAGGAUGUUAUUUCUGUUAAAUCUCCAGACUUUGAAACAAUUCCCAAUACUGGAGAAGCAUUUGUGGAGGAAAGAACUUCACCAGUGAAUAUUGAAGCUGAAAAAGAUUCACAAAUACUCUCUCCAGAACCCGUGGAAGUUAAGUCACCAGAACCCGUGGAAGUUAAGUCACCAGAACCUGUAGAAGUUAAGUCGCCAGAACCCGUAGAAGUUAAGUCACCAGAACCAGUAGAGGCUAAAUCACCAGAACUUACUGCUAAGUCACCGGAAGCGGUCAAAUCCCCAGAACCAGCAGCAGCUAAAGCCACCAAAGCUGCAAGAACUCCCGCAAAAUCUGCUGGAGAAAAGGCUGCAACCAAGGCAACACCUGGGAAAGCUACUCCUAGCAAAGCCACUCCUGCCAAGGCAACUCCUAAGUCUACAACUACUCCAUCAUCUACGAGAACUCCAUCCACAAGAACCCCAACCACCAGGACUCCUCUUGCCAAAAGUACAGAGAAGAAAACUCCCACUAGUAAACCAGCUUCUCCUGCUGUUGCAAGUAGAACUGCAGCAUCGAAACCUGCUUCUACUAGGCCAGCCUCAGCACCUACGUCUGCUAAACCUACAGUUUCAAGGACUGCAGCUCCAAAACCUGCUACUACAAGACCAGCUCCCACCAAACCCUCAACCACUAAAUCAACUUUGACUGCCGCCAAACCUACUACAAAGGCACCUGGAACCACUGUACCAAAAGCUGGAAGCACCACAAGGCCUACAACUACGCGUCCAACAUCUGCCAGUACGACUACUACAAGGAAACCACUUGAUGCCACAAAAUCUGCAGAUAAAGCAGAUGGUAAAUUAGUUAAUGGCACAGCACGCCCAAGCAGUCGGCCUGGAACUGCCAGACCCACAUCUACUACAACUGCAACACGCAAACCUCUUACUUCUACAACGAAGACUGCUACCAAGUCAGCUGCUGAAAAAGAAACAAAGAACACUACAAAUCAGAUUUUGUCGACACGUCCAUCCAAAACUGCGUCAACUACUACAAAAACAGCAGCAAGUAGAACCACCUCUGCAACACAUUCCACAUCUAGAACUACAUCCAAGGUCUCUGAAAGUGCAAAUGCUACAAAGAGUAGAGUAACCGCCACAACGAAAACAACUGCAUCAAAGACCACAGGUGCAGCAACCAAGAAGACAAUGGUUACGAAGUCAAAAACUUCACAAGCAGGUACCAAGGAAACCUCGGUUAAAACAAAGACUGAAGCUUCAGUAAUAGCCAAAGCAGAACCCCUGGUAAAUGGAGAAAACAAAAUUGCUGAUGAAGAGACCAGUGUUGAAGUAUUAGAAAAAUGUGCAGUAGAGGACAUUAUGCAGGCAUCAACCGAGAAGAUGAUUGCAGAAACCAUGUCAUCGGAACAAAUGGUUGUUACUACAGAAACGACUGAAGUUUUAGUGAAUGGAGAUCAUUGAAGUGAUAAGAUAGAAAAUGCAGUUGAAAUUUGGUCCUGUUUUUCAUAUUUGCAUUUUCGGUCUUAGGGUCCAAGUGUGUCCAAUAAUAUACCCUUAAAGUUGUGCUAGUCUGAUGGAUUGCUCCAGUGACAGAUACAAUAUAGCCAGGCUGUCUUGAGAAGGACAUGGAUCCUAGCAUGUGUAUAGUCGCCUUAUUGCUAAUAUUAGGAGUUGAUAUUCUUGCUUAACUAAUAUGUACAGUACUACUGGAUCGUACAGUGAUAAGGAUUGUCUCACCUUGGUAACCGGGCAGUAUAAUCACAUUUUAGCAAUUUGAAAUUCUUAUCAAAUUUAAUUUAGUUUUUUAAAUUUGACCAAUAAAGUUAAUUUUUUAAGCGAAAGAUAUUCUGCCUAGGUGCACUGUGUAUGGUAUUUAGACGAAGUUGAAGAGGUGAAUCCAUUAACAGUUUAUUAGAUUCUUGAUGAAAAUAAGCUUUAAGUUGAAAAUAUUUGUAAAUAGCUGGCAGAUAUUCCUGCGAGGUGCUAGUUCUCCUGUGUUGCAUUCCGUAUUUCCAUGGCUUAAACUUUUUGUACUUGCCCUCACCUUUCCUUCCGCCAUUGACACCAACCCAGGCUUGUAGUAAGCAAGUCCUACAUAAGCACCCCAUUUUUUUAUAUAUAAUAUAUAAUAUAUAUAUUCUUAAUUAAAUAGUACCAGUGUGGUUUUGUAACUGUGGUUGGGAACAUGGAUGUGAACAGUGUGGAUAAAAGGCAUCAAAAUAGUGCUGCAGAUAUUUGAAGUGCCUUGUUCCAAGACUUUUUCAUUCCAUAAAAUGCUGGACGGUAAUUAAGAAUGGAUCAUGACCCCAGGCAUUAUUUAUUUAGUAAGUGUUAAGAAACUUUGUACUGAUUUUAAGAAAUUUAAUUUCCUUCAUGUCUUAAUAACAGUGUCUGCAGUACACAUGAAUGAUUGUAUAUUUUGUUAAGUGUUUUGCUUCGUGUCAUACUAUGAAUUCGCACAAGCCUGUGUAAAGUAUCAAUUAUUGUAUUCAAGUAAAAAUAAAGGUAAAUCUAUUA